Messenger RNA from Neoarius graeffei (lesser salmon catfish), 2449 nucleotides. RefSeq names its product chromosome 22 C6orf47 homolog (gene c22h6orf47). The coding region runs from base 390 to 1298 and encodes 302 amino acids. NCBI's taxonomy places the organism in Eukaryota, Metazoa, Chordata, Actinopteri, Siluriformes, Ariidae. The transcript has 2 exons. The record is from RefSeq and is a predicted model, not a curated record.
UAACCUCGAUUGUAUAUUUAUUAAUUUUAACCUUUAAUGUGUGGUUAACUAUUAGAUAACUAGCCGUAUUUUUUAUUUUUUAGGGCGGGUGUGUCCUAAAUCAGUUUGACUCUUCCUUGGGUCUUAUAAACAAAGUACAGGUGUGGCAGUGAGCAACGCCUUUGAUUUAACGUCUUUCAUUUUUUUGCAUAAAACAAACAACCUUUAGUAAAGCGUUCAAGCCAAAUCUGACCGUCCUACCUAAUGUUUUAAUAGUUUAUAUAUCAUGUAGAGGUGUUUAAUGAUGAGAUUAGGGUUAUUCUAAGUUGAGUUGAAGCAAAUAAGCUUCUCAGGUGACUUGGGUGAUUUGGACACAUUGGAGAAAGAAAAGAGAACAGAACAGAAAAGCCAUGUCAGUUGUCGUAGGACGAGUUUGGGCAUGGAUCAACCCAGGGAACUUGUAUCGGCCUUGGACCAGCAAACCCAAAAGUGAGAGAAAUCUUCCAGGUGAGGGUCAGGAGAAAAGCAGAUGGAGUCUGAGAGGGUUAACCUCUUGGGUUUGGGGUGGAUGGAGAAACCAAAGUGACCAAAAAACCCCAACGGAGGAAUACUGGGAAGCUCCAGAAGAGAUUCUUAAACCUUUAGAAGUAGAAGUUCUGAGCGCAGAAAGCCUUCUCGAGGGGCAAAAUCGUCCACGAUGGUGGAAGCGGAUAAUCGGCUCCGUGUUUCAUUUAUGGCCGUCGUCAUCCAAGGUCAGCGGAUGCAGUCAGAGGAACGAAGGGUCGUGGGAUUCUGACGCAAAAGAUGCCGAUUUUUCAGAUUACGGAACCCCGCCGCCUUCUCCCGUGCCCCUUUCUCAAAGGUCCGCUACAUUCCGGUUCUUCGCUCAGUCGUGGUCUGGAGAAAUUCUCCCAGAGCAUUAUGAGAUCUGUUUCAAUUUCCUUCGCCACCUGUUUGACCUGUUUGUAGUCGGCUUUCUUUGGACGGUCUCACCGCCUGCCAAGUUUGUCCUGGAUGUUCUGGGUGUCCAGGGUACACUGAAGCUCUGGCUCCAUGGCAUGGCCAUGUUCCUCGUGGCCUCUGUAGGAAUGGCCGGCCUGCUGUGGUUAGUUCAGGAGUACCUGCCUCAGUUCGCGCUGGUUUAUGGCAUCAUCCAGGCGCUGGUCAUUUCCGUCAGUGUGCGGCAGAGCGUGAUUUUGGGGACCGAAGAUGAAGGGGAGGAUGGGAAUGAAGAAGAGGGCAGCGAGGAAGAAACGGAAGACACUUUGGCGCAGAGUCAAAGCAGUAGCACUGCCAGCAAAAUUGUGAAUGUGUCUUGAAGACAGAAGGUCUUUGGGCUGUGAGGAGACACUACAAACGGACCACUUGAGCACAAAGUCAGUCCAUGAGCCAGACGUCGCUGAUUAAGUCGUUAUGAAGACACUACAAUCUUACCAGCAAUUUCUCAAUUAUAUCCACACGGAGUUUCAUUCCCACACAAACUGGAGAAAAUCCUAAAGCACUGCUGUUUCCAUUUAUUCCAGUUUUUGAAUGGACUUUUUUUUUUUUUUUUUUGAAGAACACGAUACUCUAAUGAUUCAUCAGCAUUUUGGAAAGUUGCCAGUGAGAUUUUUUUUUUUUGGAGAACAACAUGCACUGUAAAGGCACUUUUAACACGUACGCACGGGGAAGGAGAGACGGGGAGAGACAUGAUCCUGCUGUGAUAUUUACCACAUUAUUAAAGUUGGUUUUAACCUCCGGAGAGCUGGCAGAGAUUUGACUUGAACCUGAAGUGGCUUCGGUGUUCAUAUCCGCAGCACCAGCUCUUCUUAAAUCCUUUUUUUUUUAUUAAAUACCCCACUCUGAGCUUUACUGAAUUCAUUUACAGUAUUUAUAUUUAACGAAAUUUGUAAUUAGAGCAAUGAUCUUGUGUGUGAUUUAUAUGUGUACUUAGACAGCACAUUCAUAGUCAUGGAGGUUUUUUAUUUUAUUAUUAUUAUUCUUAUUAUUAUUAUUAUUUAGGAGUACUUGGGAACAUUUUUGUCACUAGACUUGGUCAAGAAAGUGGACUUGCUUUUGACUCUAUGGUACACACUAGCCAGGAGCUGGCUGCGUUGUUGUUGUUAUUAUUAUAUUUAAUCCAUUGCUUUCUACCCAUGAACAUUUCUACUAUUAUAUAUGACUUUAUUUAAUGUGUCUGUUUCUCACUGGGGUUUGCGUAUUGUGUAUUUGUCUGAGAUCACGCUUUUACUUUAUUCAUAUUCACUGUUUUGAAUAUUUACUACUAAUGAGUUUUGUUCUUGUAUAAUAUUUCAGACACACGUGCCUCGGUACAGACCACUAGGGUUUGUUUGUUUUAUAGCCAUGUUUCACACUAACUUCAUACUGGGAUUGUUUUAGGUGUCUCUUGCUGCUCCCUCCAUCUUUUCUAUGACUGGUAUUUCAGAGCAUGAUCAGUACUAAGGUGUUUUAAUAAAACUGAUAUCUACGA